Molecule: messenger RNA, 124 nt
Organism: Cetraspora pellucida
Lineage: Eukaryota; Fungi; Glomeromycota; Glomeromycetes; Diversisporales; Gigasporaceae
Source: the annotation of a GenBank genome assembly
AUGUUUGAAGAAUUAUUAAAUAAUAGUAACAAUUUAAUAGAAUUAUUGAAAGUUCAAAAGAAACAAAUUGAAUCAUUAAAAGUUCAAGAGGAACUAAUUGACUUAUUAGAAGUUCAAGAGAAAA